Molecule: messenger RNA, 1987 nt
Organism: Aedes albopictus (Asian tiger mosquito)
Lineage: Eukaryota; Metazoa; Arthropoda; Insecta; Diptera; Culicidae
Product: protein croquemort
Exons: 7
Coding region: 357-1847 (496 amino acids)
Cellular component (GO): membrane; cytoplasm
Molecular function (GO): scavenger receptor activity
Source: RefSeq, a predicted model, not a curated record
GCUGUGGAAGCUUGUACGUAGUAGUUUGCUGCGGGUUGCGUAGCCGGCGGGUUUGCGUAAUUAGACGACGGGUGAAGAGUGGACAUCGGACGAAUGCCAUCGCCGUGGAAGCUCAGUGUUUUGAAGACAAUCGCAGGUAAGUGACCUGGGUGUCACUUUCGCGCGUUAAUCAAUUAUUGAAGUUUAAGAGUUUUCCGGCCUGUGUUUAAAGCACUGAGGCGGUGGUACCGCUGGGGGUAAAGGCGAAUAGCUACCAGGCUGCACUGAGGAUUAGACGCCAAAUUCGCUUUGGCACUGCUCGCAGCAACGUUACGAGUCUGAGUUAGCAAGCGCCAACGCCCACAGCAGUCGGAAAAAUGUGCUGCUGUUGUAACUGUUCCAACACUGCCAAGAAGGUUUGGUCCUUCAUGGGAGUGGUGCUGAUCUUUGGCCUGGCCGCCUUCUUUGGUUUCGGGUUUCCAGCGAUCGUCGAUUCAGUGGCGCGACAGGAAUUUGUGAUGGAACCCGGCACGGAAGUGUACGAGAACUGGAUGGACUCUCCCGUUCCCAUGUUCAUGGACAUCUACUUUUGGGAUUGGACGAAUUCUGAAGAAAUUACCAACCCUAAUGUACGACCCAACUUUGUUCAAAAAGGACCGUACGUCUUCAGGGAAGUUCAUGAGCGAGUCAACCGCACCUUCAACAAUGAUCACACCAUCACUUUCAUGCAAAAGAGAACCUGGGAGUACGUCCCGGAGGAUUCGAAUGGAGAUUUUUACACCGACCGUGUAACAACACCGCACACAAUUCUGAUGACUGUUGGAAAGGUGGUCGAGGAAUCCGAUGACCCUUUGGUGGGUAUGCUUGUUAAUGCUUUACUCAACAAUAAUGACCUCGUGGAUGGCAUUACGUAUGAAAAUGUUUUGGUGAGAGAUAUUCUUUUCGACGGAACAGAGGACAGACUGUUGAGGGCCCUGCAGGAUUUGGCUGCGGAGGUGCCCGAUUUGGUGGGAGACCUCGAAUUGCCAACAUGGGACGGCUUCGGAUACUUCGUCGAUCGGAAUAUGAGUGCAGAGUACGAUGGAGUUUUCCGCAUGAAUACCGGUACCGACUCGUGGACUAACACCGGAUGGAUGCGAACUUGGAACGGCGAACCUUCGGUACCGCAUUACCGGGGCUUAUGCGGUCAAGUGCGGGGUUCAACGGGUUCGGUGAACGCUCCGAUGACCAGUACCCAGGCAAAUAACCCUGGUGACUUUGUGCUAUUCAUUACCGAUUUGUGCAAAGCAAUUACGCUGCGGUACGAGGGUGAUUUUGUGCUCAAUGACCUCGAGGGUAAGGUGUGGGUAGGAGAUAGUCGAGUGUUCGACAACGGUCAUAACUUCCCGGAAACCGAGUGCCAAUGUACAGCCCCAGAAGAUCAGUGCCCUGCGCUGAAGCCGGGUCUUUUGGAUGUGUCUGGAUGCAAGUUUGGUGCGCCUCUUAAGGUCAGUUUCCCGCAUUUCUACCUGGCGGAUCCUAGCUAUUUGAACGCCGUAACUGGAUUAGCUCCUAUGCGGCAAACGCACGAAUUCCGCUACGCGCUGCAUCCGUUCUCAGGCGUUCCUAUGGCCGUCAACGGAAGGCUACAGUACAAUGUACAUGUCAAGGACUACGGAAUAGAUAUUACCCAGGGAUUCCCAGACGUUAUGAUUCCUGCUUUUUGGGUGGAACAGAGGGUUCUUCUCACUCAACAAGUGAUUGAUGAUCUGAUGUACAUUGACACGCUGCGGACAGCUGGACACAUCACGGCGUUCGUGCUUCUCGGCGUUGGAAUAAUCGCCUUCGGAGUGGCACUCUACUUCUCUAUCUUCGUGUGGAAAAACUAGGCAAACUGGACGUUGAACAAGUCAACAGCAAAUAAGAGCACAUGACAUGUGAGCGAUUGUUACCAAAAUACACUCUUCUAUAGGAUUAAGUCUAGGGUCAAUUAUUAGCAAAAAAAAUUAAAAAGUGAUUGUUUUUUUAA